Nerophis lumbriciformis (worm pipefish) is the source of this 508-nucleotide messenger RNA. The record is from RefSeq and is a predicted model, not a curated record. NCBI's taxonomy places the organism in Eukaryota, Metazoa, Chordata, Actinopteri, Syngnathiformes, Syngnathidae.
CUCCGGUCUGCUAUCAAGUGCACAGAUGCUGAUGCCCAAGAAGAAUCGCAUUGCUAUCUACGAGCUCCUCUUCAAGGAGGGAGUCAUGGUUGCCAAGAAAGAUGUCCACCUGGCCAAGCACCCGUAGCUGGCUGACAAGAACGUGCCCAACCUUCAUGUCAUGAAAGCCAUGCAGUCCCUGAAGUCUUGCGGCUACGUCAAGGAGCAGUUUGCCUGGCGUCACUUCUACUGGUCCCUCACCAACGAGGGAAUCCAGUACCUGAGAGACUUCCUCCACCUUCCCUCCGAGAUCGUGCCCGCUACUCUGCGUCGCCAGACCCGCCCUGAGACCGCCAGGCCCCGGCCCAAGGGGAUGGAAGGAGACAGACCGGCACGCCUCAACCGUGGAGAGUCUGACAGAGAUGCCUACAGGAGAUCUGCUGCUCCACCGGGUGUGGACAAGAAGGCAGAAGCGGGUGCAGGAGCAGCUGCAGAGUUCAGUUUUAGAGCUGGGAUUAGACCGUCGUGA